UAUUGUACUUUCAAAACAAUGCGGUUUCAACAUUAGAAACAAGGAGGUGGCAGUACGGAGGAGUAAAAACGUGAAUGUAUUUUGAAAACCCAACGAUAAACAAGUGCGGGCAAUGGAAGCGCGUUGCCCACCAUGAGCACAGAACGCGAUUUUACGCCCUGCCAUAAUUUUGUCGAUACUGGCGGUCGAGGCAUAAUGUCUGUGAUACCACCGACAGAUAUGUCUGUUACACGAAAAAUUAAACUGUGUAGCACUGAUAAUGAGACCCGGGGAAAUAAAAAUUAAAAUAGUGCUUACAGAGGAUGUGCUAAUAUGGCCGAAUUUUCGGCCCAACUGGGUCUUCGUCGGAGCCUGCCUUUUGUGGGGUUGGCGAUUUGAAUGCACUGAAUUCCACAUUCAAACCAUCAGGCGUGAGCGCACCACUGGGUGUCCAGGUAGCGUCGGACCACAGAUAUAAUUAAUAGGAAUAUUUAGCUGUACGUAUUACGCAAACGUGAAUGCAAACGCGACAAUUUUUAUUUGCACAUAGGUGCGCGAGCAUCAAAUGCCUGUUUGAAAGUUUAGAUGCGCGUCCCGCACAAACUGCACAUUUUCCAACGAACACUUGAAUAAAAGGACAAAUGACAAAUCACACUGUUAAAUCUUUCCAAAGAGGUGAAAUUGGUCAUCAUAGAAUCAGGCAUAAAGAAAUCACAGUUGCAUAACCUUUGUUCUAUAUGAAAACGUCCAUUUCAUAUCAGAGAAUUUCAUUGCAUAAUAAUAUUUUGAACCCUCCAAAAAGUUGCAGUUUCUCACGUUUUGACCCAACUUCGUGAACUUCCCAUGUUUCACGUGUUGGACGUCCGUGCAAACUGCCCGUACGUGAGAAACAAUGUAAAGGAAGCGAUGACGUCAGCAAGUCCGCACUUUCUUCGCGUUUGUGUUCACGUACGUGCGCAAUGCAUGCAGCUAAACCUCUCUAUUAUAACGCAUAGACAGCCAGAUCGCAUUCAAACCUAUACAUGAUCAUUUUGUCAUCUGCGCGGCGCCCGACUUACAUCAAGUCGGAUCAAAACUAGAGGCAAAUUCACCCCUAGGCAUAGGGAAUCACGCAGAAUUGAAGAACCAUAAAAUUCUAUGAAACUCUUUUUGAUUGUAAAACAAGCCUUUAGCCUAUGUAGAUUCAAAACCAUGCGGUUGCAACAUUGAAAAGAAGAGACAGCCGUACCGAAAAGCAAAAAAGUGAAUGUAUUUUGGGAGCACAUGUAAACAAAAUGUAGGCAAUAAAGUGUGCUGCAUUGAACGCGCUUCCAUCCAUCGUUUCGCUCAGUGUUUGCCCAAUCCCGACUCUAUCGGAUACGUGCGCGUUCCUUCACUAGAUCGCCCAAGGCAUUGUGGGAAACAACAUGGCGUGACAAGAUCGUACCCAUUGGAACGAGGUGUGUUUGCCCCAUUGAUCUCCAUUAUAAAGCUUUGAUAGGACAUUGCGUCCAAAACACGUCCUGUGUGUGGGUAUUUUCAGGAGGGUAAUAACGAAAGUUACGAAAUUUGUUGCUUGCACUUCCAAACAGAGAUUUUCCAAAACUGGUUAAGGUUACAUUUCACAUUUCAAAGAAAACUGAAUUCUGCAUCUGGAAUGGAUACAGGAUACAAGAACAAUGGUUGAGGUGUGCGCAGCAGUGAAUUGCCGGAGACCAGUGGUAAAUCACGUUUGGAAGAUGGAACGGCUUUUCACACUGAUACCCAGUAGUUAGUGCCAAUUGUUGGAAUGCCGAAAAUCAACAUGGCCACUCAACCAACCUCAAACCUGUCAACCAUUUUGGAUGAGCUCAAGUUGAAGCCAUCACAAGUUCAAGAAGUUUCAGGCAACAUUGUAGCGGUGGUCCACAAUGACUGGCUGAAUUACCUCUUCAAACACGGCGUGGUUCCAUCAGCAAAGGAAGUCAGUCUUCCACAGUCUUGUUGGGAGAAAUUACCACCUAGCCCUGCUUAUGAGAAGGUUGGAUCCCCUUGGAGGAAAGUGGAAAUUGAAGUCAUUCCCAAACCAAAGUCUGGAAAGAUUGUAGUGCCUAAGAUUCAUCCGAAGUGGCUGAUGAAAGGAGACUUGGGAUUUGCUGCAUUCAUGCAGUGCUUGGCAAAGCAGAAUUAUCUCAGCCAGUGGGAACAAUCGUACCAAAAGUUUGCAAAACUUCACAUGGCUAAUGAGAAUGAUGGAACUUCUCUACAGGCUACAGGUGUGGAACUUGAGGAAGCCCUAACGACACUAUUCGGUUGCCCCAUCUUCCAAAAUGGCCAGCCUGAUGGAUCUCUUGAAAAAGAUAAGACAGUGCAUGUUCCAUUGCCAACGACCCAACAACAGCAAUUUCCAAACAUGGUGAAUGUACUGUGUGUGGUGAAAACCCUUGAAGCUUUCUACAUUGUACGAUCUCAUGUUGAACACACUGUACUUGAUUGUCUUACCUUCAGUCCAGCAAUGCUUGGAAACUCUCAUGCCAAGCCGCUGUUUGUCAUCUAUCAGAUCUGCAAAGUAUUUGACUACUGCCACCAGCAUGGAAUUGCUUGUGGAGAAGUUACCUUGCAGGAUUUUGCCAUGGACAAAAAUCUUUGGGUUCAGUUACGGGGCCCCAAGUGGAAAGGACUGGUGCAAGAGUGCUGCGAUGUUCAAGCAGCAGUUGAACAAAGCAGGCAGAGCAAAAAGAUUGAAACCUGCAAUGGUUCUACAUUUGGAAAAGAGAGAAGUACAGAACUAGUUACAUGUGACGAUCAGUAUACAAUCAAUGCUCUACCAGAAAUAGUACUCCGCUGGGUGAAAUCUGAAGUCAGUAAUUUUGACUACCUCAUGAUCUUGAACUCCCUUGCUGGUCGUGACUUGAGCAACCCCAACCACCACCCUGUUCUGCCUUGGGUUAUGGAUUUCACCCGUCCUGAUGCUGGCUUCCGUGACUUUUCUAAAUCCAAGUAUAGGCUUACCAAAGGAGAUCAUCAGCUGGACUUCAUGUAUGAAUCGUCACUGAAUCCUUCCACCUCCCCUACAAAUGCUCCAAUUCAGAUACCACAUCACAUUUCAGAUGUUCUCUCAGAGAUCACUUAUUAUGUCUAUACAGCUCGUCGGACACCCAAGUCAGUACUGUGUGCCCAUGUGAGGUCUACAUGGGUUCCCAAUGAGUAUCCAUCCAGCAUGCAAAGAUUGCAGGAAUGGUCUCCUGAUGAAUGCAUCCCAGAAUUCUUCACCGAUCCGCAGAUCUUCAAGUCUAUUCAUGAUGACCUACCAGAUCUAGAACUACCCUCCUGGUGUUUAGGGCCAGAAGACUUCAUUGCCAAGCACAGAGCAGUAUUAGAAAGUGAUUAUGUGUCUGAAAGACUUCACCGCUGGAUUGACUUAACGUUUGGAUACAAGUUGUCAGGAAGUGCCGCUGUAAGGGCCAAGAAUGUUUGCCUUCACCUUGUUGAUCAGCACACACAUCCAUCCAAUCACGGGGCAGUGCAACUCUUCAAUUUCCCCCAUCCACGCCGAUUCACACCCUCACCCUAUCUGUCGCCUUCUCCUCCAGUCAUACCAUGCAAGCAGCCUAGAGUUGAGGGUGUUACAAGUAGAGGCACUGAUGUUGAAAAGGUGGAGGUUGAUCCUACGGCUGUGUUCAACCAAAUGAGAAUAAUCCCUGAUGCCAGUACUGGAGUUGUCGCCACAGAUGCUACAUGUACCUCAGAAACCAGCUCUGCUGUAAGCCAGAUAGAUGCUGUAGGACCUGGUGCAGUAACAGACUUCAGUGGUACAAGCUCUGCAGUUGAGGUUGCUGCAGAUGUCAACUUGGAAGUAUCGCUGUCAACAAUCGAAACAAUCAGUGUAAUCAGUGGUGGAGGGAGUGGGACAAGUAAAAUCUCUGUACCAGAUCCUCCAUCUCAAGUUCCAUUGGUCCAACCAGUAACAGGUCAGACUGCAGACGACACAUCUCUCCUCAAGAACCCUAUCAAGAAACUACCAUUUUUCAGGUCCAAAGUUGACACACUGAUAGAAGGCAAGACAUCCGUUCCAAGACCAGAGCAGAUGUCAAUCUGUCUACCUGAUGAUUACGACCCUCUGGCCUCACUCAACCAGCUGGAGUCACUCUAUUCCUUUUCCUCAAAGGCCUUACAAGGUCUACCGUCUGAACGGAAUGAGCACAUCUCUACUGAUCCGUCUACGCAACUCCUUGGUCGUGACAUGCAUGUACUUGGCUGUCUGAUCGUGGAAAUAUUCCUCGCUCCCAAGUUGCGAAUGCAGCAUCAUCACCAAUCACUAACAGAAAGAUGUCAGGUGUUAAGAAGGGUUCUGGAGACAGAAUGGCUUGAUCUUCCCAGGGCUGUACGGCAAGUUACCCGCUUACUCUUAGAGCUGGAUAUUAAAUCAUAUGCAGGGGAUUUCGUGUACAGACAACCACUGAUGGGUUUACCUGCCCCAACUGCCAACAUGCUCCUCCAACCUGCAGCUGAAGUCAUCUCCUUCCCAGGAUACAUGCCCAAGUUGUAUAAAAUGCUUAGUAGCUUUCCUACCAGGGCUGGCAGCCCCAGCAGCAUGGCCACUAAGGUGGACCAGAAGAAACAGAGCAUUGCUAAAAUUCACCAUGUGUCCCGUUUCUUGCCAAAGAUUAUGCGUCAGCUCACUGUAGAAGGGCGAGAUUUGCUGUUCCCUCAUAUCUUAGAGUUGUUCAGCUCUCCUGACACUACUUUGUAUGCCUGCCUACUGCUGUUGGACAGGGUUGCUCGUUUCAUUGGCCCUAAGCAGGCAACCAACAAACUCCUGACCUGCUUGACACAACUGUAUGACUCUGAGUUCAACUCUCCCAACUUCAUGUUGCUCUUCCAUAAGUCCUAUCUGGCACAUCUUGUGGUCUGGCUUGGGCUCGGUUCCUUCAUUUUUCAUAUUGUUGGCUAUGUAGUUGAUGCUGUGACUGGUCUCAAAGAAUGCCCUGAGUUUGGAACAGCAGUUGAUGACCCCAUAUCCAUUAUCACAGAGGACAAGAAAAACGGGCCCGCAUCAUUGAAUGAAGAGGGCCUGGACUUGAUCAAUCUAGAGGAUGAGGUUGAUCUUCCAGGUGGUGAUGAAGUGGAGAUACCUGCUAAUCAGCCACCUGAUGAUAUUUCAGAAAAUACAUCCAGUGAUGAAGAUGUGCCAGACAUUUACCAGUUAACGUCAAGCAGGAAGAAUUCUGAAAGCACAGAUACAAGUAGUAUAGAGCAGAUGGUACCGAUGGAAGACACUCAAAAAAAUAAUGAGGGGAGUAAUGCACAGGAACAAUUAAAGACUGAAGAUGCCACAGAAGAUCAAAAGGAUGCUGCCGAGAUGAGUCUGACACAUGGAAUUUCUGAUGAAGCACUCCAACAAAAUGUCACAGACAGUGAAUCAAGAGAACAAACUAAUACAUGUACAGAUAUUGCUGCCUCAUCACUUACCAAAUCUGAAGGAGAUAAAGAACUUGAGACCGAGUCUAAUCAGCCUUUACCAAGACAGGAUUCUGGUGGUUAUGUUAGUCAAGAUAUUGCUGAGAUGGAGCCUAGAGUGGGAACAGACACUGAAACCACUACGGAGGCGGGAGAGGACCCAAUGCACGAGUAUCUUAUGUCCAGUCUUACCAAAGGGCGGAUGACAUCACUUGGUAACCUGUCUCCUGGUUCCCGGCUGGUAGAUGUGGCCUCUGACAGUGUGACAUGGCUUGCCCGUCGUCUUGGACCUGCCUUGACUGCUACUCACUUGACAAGAAGACUGCUGAAGGCUUUGAAGAGGUGUUAUAUGGGAGGCCACCUUUUGGGAUACUGUGAACUGGAUAGUGACAGUGAUAGUAGUGAUGAUGAAUAUGGUGUGUAUAUUGAGCAGAGAACAGUUGUUGGGGACAGCAAUGCCAAGGCAGUAUUAGGAUGUUUGACGGAUGUGGCUUUACUUUAUGGAGAUGCUUUCAUCUUCAAGCAGUACUUGACACACAUUCAGGAAACAGUGUGUUCAGUCCGGCACAAAGUGAACUUGAAGGCAGAGGCUGGACUGGUUGCCUGUGUAUCUCUGCUUAGACAUCUUCUACAAUAUCUGACUGACACACAACUCAUGGACAGGCUUACAUUUAUUUUUAGAAAAAUCCUGCAGCCCUUAGUCAAUGUAGUCCAGUCCUGUCAACUGAGCUUUCCAAGUGGUGGACAGGCAAGAGCAGUCAUCUGCUACAAACUAGUAGAUGUUAUGACCAGUAUUGGGCUACGUAUUGGCCGUGAGAUGGCCAGAGAGCACAUGACGAGCACACUGCAACACUUCUUUGUCUGUUUUGAAUUGGUCCAUGGGGAUGGACAACAAGAGACCAAAAGACCAAAAGAUUAUGAGCGUCAACACAGUCAUCAGUUUUCUCGAAGCACAGACAGUGAAGAUAUGUACUGUGAAAUCAAAGUGGACUCUCAAACCAACCAGUAUAAGAUUGGCACACCUACCAAGCUUGAAUAUCUCCGUGGGGAAGCAGCCCGAUCACCACCUGCCCUCUCAAGUCGUGUCUCUGAUAACACUGAUACCCUUGAGGAUGUACAUAUACAUAGUAUAGACCCUGAGAUAAUGAAUGAGUUGAGGGAAGCCUUCAGCCCAGAGAUGGCAAAUACAGCUUACAUUCCACUGUGUCGGCUCACAGGCAGCAUCCACAUGGAGCGUAUUUUAUACAACCACGAGCUCAUCUGGAAAUUGAGCAGUCAGCAUGAGAAAAUGCUAGCUACUCAGAGAGCAGCUGCUACUUUCAAUACAGCAGGACAGAGUGAGACAGAAGACAUAGAGCAGAGCCAGACAUCUUGGUUUGUGGACAUUGGAGCUCUGGACCAGAAUGAUGAUCCCCUACAUGUCAGCAGUGGACUGAAUGCCCAGGUUGUUGGUAAUCGCAUUGACAUUGCUAAAUACAGCAGUGAUUCUGAUAGUGGAGGUGAAGAGACUAGCAGCAAUGCUGUCAGACCUACCAUUCCUCUCAGGAGCAAACGGCAAAACCCAAGCUUCAAGAUGGGGAAGAGUAAACGACAGUUGAAAGGGGGAUGGCUGUCCUACUGGGAAAACUACUGUGAAAAUUCUCCUAACUCCAUGCUGACUUUCAACCAGAUCAAGCUGCAGACGUUUGUUGGCCACUCAGGGGGCAUCAAGGCAUUGUAUGUCAUGGACAAUGAGAACUCCUUCAUGAGUGCAAGCAAAGAUAAGACUGUGAAAGUCUGGUCACUUCGUAAUCAAGGUGAUGGAUCCAGUAAAUCUGUUUGCCGUUACACAUACUCCAAACACAGAAAAAGCGUCUUUGCAGUAACGUUUUUGGAGUCACAGCGGCUGGUUGCAUCUUGUGAUGGAAGCAUUCACUUGUGGGACCCUGUGACUUGUGAUCUUGUGCAUUGUUAUGACCUCACAAAGUUUGUACCAAACAUUCUGGUGCGCAUGCCCCCGCCAAGCCCUGUGCUAGUCGUAGCUACAGCCGAGUCUAACGUCAGGCUCAUUGACACUCGAAGUAGUGUUGUGCAACAAGAGAUAAAGGUUGCCUCUGGAACCCUGGGGUUAAUUCGCUGUCUAGCCAUCAAUCCUGGUAGCAACACCCUGGGUGUAGGCUUGUCUUCAGGUGUUCUUUCCAUGGUAGAUAUGAGUUCUGGGCUGCUGUUAGGUGGAUGGCGUGCUCAUGAUGGAGAGAUUAUGCAGAUUAAAGCUUGUAGUGGAAACCAGUUCCUGACAUCUUCAGUUGACCAUUCCAUGGCAUUGUGGAGAGAAGAUGGCACCAAAGUCUGCACAUUUAGAGGAACAACCGAGCCAGUACACUGUGUGUGUAUUUGUAAUGGACAGAUAGUUUCAGCUACAACAUCCAAUAGGAUUGGACUUCACACUUCACUAGAUCAACAGGCAUCUUUUUCAAGUCACCGUGUUAGAUCAGACUUACUCAAAGGGAUGAUAACAACACUCGAUGUCAUGCCACUGACUCAACUAUUCUUACUGGGAUCUGACAAUGGCACGAUUAACUUGCUUGCCUAAAAAAUGGAGCCAGGCAGGAGGUCUCGUCAGAAUAGAGUGAUCUUUCAUGAGAAGUCAAACAGUCAAGGAACGCAUGCACUGUCUACAGCAUGUACAUGUAUAUUACUAUACAAUACUAUUUUACUUGGUAUAGACAAUGGAGAUGGCUUUUUUACACUGAAUGUAUAUCUUUAGAUUAUUCCAACAAGUUGCAACGUUACCAAGGUCACGUUUUGCCACAACUGUGAUAUUCCACUUUGUAUUGUACAUUCCACGUCAGCAUUCCAUGCAGUUUAUUGAUAUAUGUGUAAUUAAAUAAUCAGGACAUAGGCACAUUACAAUCAUAGAUUACUAUAGUGUGCAUGUGUGAUUGUGUGGAUUGUCUUGCCAUAGUAGUGCAGACAAAAGGUCAUGGCAACUUGGACUACUUUGUAGGAGGUGUGCUAAUUUUUUGAAGGGGCACUUUAUUUGCCUCUUUCUAAUUUUUCACAAGUACGGUGUAUUUUUCAAAUAUUUUCCUACAGUGAAAGUAAUGAAUUGCCAAUUUUGAUUGGUGAGUUUACUUUGUGUAGGCUUUAUCAGUUCAAUGUAAUCGCACUUGAGUUGAGUCGUCAAAAAUUGUGCCUGAAGUCACACUCGAGUCUUGUCAUUGACACGAGUCAUUACAAAUCUGGUUAAGAGACAGUUCACCAGGGUAUUAACUUCCAGAAUAAUCUGAGUGACCCAAUUAAGACAUCCUUAACUUUAUCUACAUUUGUGCCAAAACUGAAAAAAACCUUAUUCGUUCAACUCUUAAUGUUAGAUAAAUAAGUCUGUUACUUCUGCUUGUCAGGUUUUUUUGUCCAUGUUUGGUUCUUAUCGGUUACUUGUAUUGUAAUUGUGUAAAUGUUUAUAUGUUGUUUAAUUAUGUCUUUUUGAUUUAUAGUAAUUAGAGUCCAUUCCUGUUUCGUAAAUAUGUUAUCUAAUUAAUUUUGCAUAAUAUGAGAAACAAUUUUAAAUAAAUGUCUAAAGUCUAAGGUUAUUUUGAAGAUUUGUCAACUUAGUAUAAGAGCAAAAA
This is a messenger RNA of Acanthaster planci (crown-of-thorns starfish), 9005 nucleotides long. It is a transcript of the gene wdr81, whose product is annotated as WD repeat domain 81. Gene Ontology annotation, cellular component: mitochondrion. Gene Ontology annotation, biological process: aggrephagy. The record is from RefSeq and is a predicted model, not a curated record. Lineage: Eukaryota; Metazoa; Echinodermata; Asteroidea; Valvatida; Acanthasteridae. Gene Ontology annotation, molecular function: protein binding; phosphatidylinositol 3-kinase regulator activity.